This is a messenger RNA of Dermatophagoides pteronyssinus (European house dust mite), 7653 nucleotides long. It is a transcript of the gene FASN1, whose product is annotated as Fatty acid synthase 1. NCBI's taxonomy places the organism in Eukaryota, Metazoa, Arthropoda, Arachnida, Sarcoptiformes, Pyroglyphidae. Gene Ontology annotation, molecular function: phosphopantetheine binding; fatty acid synthase activity; oxidoreductase activity. The record is from RefSeq and is a predicted model, not a curated record. Gene Ontology annotation, biological process: fatty acid biosynthetic process.
UGAUUGAUUCACAAUACACACACACACAAACUGACUUAUGAUGGGUAAAAAUUAUAUUGAUGAUGAUAUUGUUAUAUCCGGUAUAUCCGGUCGUUUUCCUGAAUCGGAUAAUAUUGAUGAACUUAAAGAAAAUCUUUAUAAUCAUGUCGAUAUGGUUACCGAAGAUGAUCGUCGUUGGCCUGUUGGAUUUUAUGGUCUACCUGGUCGAAAUGGAAAACUUAAAGAUUUAAGUAAAUUAGAUGCUCAAUUUUUUGGUAUUCAUGGUAAACAGGCACGUAAUAUGGAUCCACAAGCAAGAAUAUUAUUGGAAUUAACAUAUGAAGCAAUUGUUGAUGCUGGUGUUAAUCCACAAACAUUACGUGGAACACGUACCGGUGUUUUUAUUGGUUCAUCAACAUCCGAAGUUGAAGAAGCACUUGUUGAAGAUAUUGAACGUGCAAACGGUUAUGCACUUACCGGUUGUUCACGAUCAAUGUUUUCGAAUCGUAUUUCAUUUACAUUCGAUUUUCAAGGACCUAGCUAUACUAUGGAUACGGCUUGUUCAUCCAGUUUUAUGGCAUUACAACAGGCUAUAUUGGCUUUAAAAACAAAUGAAUGUGAUCAAGCAAUUGUUGGUGGUACUAAUCUUUGUAUUCGACCAGUAACAUCGGUACAAUUUCAUAAAUUAAAUAUGCUUUCACCUGAAGGUAAAUGUCAACAUCUUGAUAAUUCGGCCAAUGGUUAUGUACGAUCAGAAAGUUGUUCGGCAAUAUUUUUACAACGAAAAAUGGUCGCAAAACGUGUUUAUGCUACGGUUGUACAUGUUCGAACAAAUACCGAUGGUAAUAAACCUGAAGGUAUUACUUAUCCAUCAUGGCAUUCACAAAUGACAUUGAUGCGUGAAACAGUCGAAGAAUCAGGCAUUGAUCCAGCUGAAGUUCGAUAUGUUGAAGCACAUGGAACCGGUACACCUGUUGGUGAUCCAGUCGAAACCAAAGCUAUUGCUCAAGUAUUCUGUCCUGAACAUCGCAAAGAACCAUUAUUGAUUGGAUCAGUUAAAACAAAUCUUGGACAUGCUGAACCAGCAUCAGGACUUAAUUCGUUGGCUAAAGUUUUGCUUACAUUUCAGAAUAAAAUGAUACCAGCAAAUUUACAUUUCAAAUCACCUAAUACGAACAUUCCCGAAUUGAUCGAAGGUCGAAUUAAACCGGUUACAGAAAAUACUCCAUUCGAAGAUGGUAUUGUUGCAGUUAAUUCAUUUGGUUUUGGUGGUGUAAAUAUUCAUGUUCUAUUGAAACCAAAUGUUAAAGAAUUGGAUCCGAUAAAUUCUUCUAUUGUAACCGAAAUUCCAAGAUUAAUUCUCGCAUCAGGCCGUACUGAAGAUAGUGUUAAUCAUAUUUUUGAUUUUAUUGAAAAAAAUCCGGACAAAGUAAAUGCAGAAUUUUUAGCCCUACUUAACGAUGUAGCAAUGACAGAAGAAAAUUCUGGUAUGAAUUCUCGUGGUUUUAUGAUUGCCGAUAAACAUCCGGAUGGUGAAACAACAUUUCCAAAAGAAAUUAACCGAGUUCCGGAAAAACGACCCAUUUGGUUUGUAUAUUCCGGUAUGGGUAGUCAAUGGACAUCGAUGGCACAAGGUCUUAUGGCAAUCGAUAUUUUUCGACAAUCAAUUGAAAAAUCGGCUAAUAUUUUGAAAAAAUUCGAUAUUGAUCUGAUGAAUAUAUUAAUGAGCAAAGAUGAAAAAGUUCUUGACACAAUUGUAGCACCAUUCAUUUCAAUUGCAGCCGUACAAAUUGCAUUGACCGAUUUGCUUCGUGCAUUGAAAAUCGAACCAGACGGUAUUGUUGGUCAUUCAGUUGGUGAACUUGGAUGUGGAUAUGCUGAUGGAACUUUUACUCAUGAACAGAUGCUUCUAUCUGCUUAUUGGCGUGGCCGUUGUGUAGAGAUGGUCAAUUUACCAAAAGGUCUGAUGGCAGCCGUUGGUCUUACCUGGAAUGAGGCAAAAGCUCGAUGUCCAUCAGGAGUAGUGCCUGCAUGUCACAAUUCACAAGAUUCAGUGACCAUUUCCGGUGACUAUGAUACUACCAAAAAAUUUGUUGAACAAUUGAAAAGUGAAAAUAUUUUUGCCCGUGAAGUGAAAAGUUGUAAUAUUGCAUUCCAUUGUCAUUUUAUGGAAAAAAUUGCACCAUCAUUAUUGAAAAAACUUGAAGAAAUUAUACCGGAUCCUAAACUUCGAUCAUCACGUUGGCUUAGUUCAUCUUUUUCGGAAGAUCUUUGGAAUGAAGAAAAAGCCAAAUAUUCAUCGGCAUCAUAUUUUGUACAUAAUCUUCAAUCACCGGUUUUGUUUCAUGAAGUUGUGCAGAAAAUACCAAACAAUGCUAUUGUUAUUGAAAUUGCUCCACAUUCAUUGUUGCAACCAAUUAUCAAACGAACAUUAGGUCCUGAAAUUGCUUAUCUUGGACUAAUGAAACGUAACAAUAAUGAUCAACAACAAUCACUAUUUCUAAAUGCAUUGGGUAAACUAUAUAAUCUAGGAUUUAAUCCAAAUAUUUCCGUAUUGUAUCCAAAAAUUGAAUAUCCAGUAUCAAGAAAUAUUCAAUCAAUAAGUUCUUUAAUCAAAUGGGAUCAUUCACAAUCAUGGCUUGUAUUAUUGUAUCCGGAUUAUUUUAAUCCAAGUAAUAAAUCUGAUCAUUCGGUUAAAAUAGAUUUGAAAGAAAAUUCUGAAAAAUUCUAUGCUGAUCAUUGUAUUGAUGGACGAAUAUUGUUUCCAGCAACUGGUUAUCUUUAUAUUGCCUGGCAAAUGUUAGCCAAACUUAAGGGACAAGUUUGUGAACAAACACCAGUUGUAUUCGAAAAUGUAUCAUUACAUCGUGCAACUAUUUUGCAUGAAGAAACACCAGUUAAAUUUGAAAUACAUCUUAUGGAAAGUAAUGGUGAAUUUACAAUUUGUGAAAAUAAUAUGAUUGUUGUUUCAGGCAAAAUUCAACUUCCCGAAGGAAGUCCUGUAAAAUUACAGGAAAUAUUAGAUGAAAAACCAAAAGUUCAAACAAUUCGAUUGGCGGGCAAAGAAGUGUAUAAAGAACUUCGAUUACGUGGCUAUGAUUAUGGACAUAAUUUUCAAGGAAUUAUUGAUGCUGAUUCUAAUGAAGGUCGACUUAAAUUUUCCAAUUGGGUUGUAUUGGCUGACAAUAUGUUACAGCUAGGAAUAUUGAGCAAAAAUAAUCGUGGCUUAUAUCUACCGGUUCGAUUUCAAUCCGUUCGAUGUGAUCCAAAAAUACUUUAUGAAGCUGUGGAAAAAUCUGAUGGUGUAUUAUCGGUAAUUCAUGAUCAUCGAAUCAAUUCGAUCAUUGCUCCUGGUCUUGAAAUUCAAGGAUUAAAAGUAAAUUUAGCACCUCGACGAAUAAACAGUCAGAUUCCAACGUUGGAAAAAUGUCAUUUUACUGCCUACAAUCAAUCAGGUGUUCUUGAUCAACAAAUUCAUUCGAAAUUGAAUGAAUACAAUAAUGUAUUGGCUUAUGUAACGAAUCAAUUAAUUGAUAAAUUGAAAAUAUCAUCGAUUACAAAAUCAUCAGUAAAAAUUGAUGAAUCAUUACUUAAAAAUUAUUUGGAAUCUUCGGAUAAAUAUCCAAUUUUAUCCACACUUCAACAAUUAUCAAUGGGUCAGAAACUUGAAGAUAUCAUUGAUCAGAUUGAUUUUACAUCUGAUCCAUUAUGGAUGGCUCAUGAAUCCUAUAUCAAUGUACCGAUUCAUGUGAUUAUUGAAAAUCAUAUGACAGCUCGAUUAAAUAUAGCCGAAGUAAAUCCAACAAAACGACCUUUAAUUUCACUUGUUAAAAAAUCGAUCGAAUCAUCUGGUUAUCCAAUCAAUGUUGAUUAUACUAUUCUAACAACUGAUCAUCAAGAUUUGGCUGAAGAAAUCGAACAAGUUACAUGGAAUCCAAAAGAACGUUUAUCAAUCGCAUCAGAUUCGACUGAUUUGAUUAUCUACAAAGAUAGUCAUUUACAAUCAUUAUUCAAUAAUCAAUCAAUCGAUUAUUCAACAAUGAUCGAAUCAAUGUAUCAAUCAAUCAAAGAUGGUGGUUUUCUUAUGGCCAUUUUCCGUUCUAAACCAACACCGGCUGAAAAUUUACUAUUAACAAUGAAAAAACUCAACACCUUAAAUACCGAUCAUAUUGAUCAAUUCAAAUUGAAAGCCGAAAAAUUUGGUUUUGAAUUGAUUUCUGAACGAUCAGAUGAAAUGACAAGCAAUGUAUUGUUAUGGCGAAAAAUCGAUCAUCCAAUUCCGGUAAAUGGACAGGCUAUAAUCAAUGUAUCUGCAUUUGAUUAUGACAAAUGGGUUGAAGAAUUGAAAACUAAAAUGGUUGAAUAUCAAAAACGAAAUAUCGGUGAAAAUAUCUGGCUAAUUGCUAAUGAUAAUCCAUCGAAUGGUGUAGUCGGUCUUGUUAAAUGUCUUCGACAAGAACCUGGCGGUGAUCGUAUUCGUUGCAUUUUAGGUACUGAUAUUAAAGGCUCUGAACUUCCUUCAUUUUCAUCAUUCGAUCAAGCAUUCUAUUCGAAAAUAUUGAAAAAAGAUUUAGUUAUGAAUGUAUAUCGUCAAAAACAAUUUGGAUCAUUUCGACAUUAUGAAUUGGAUGAUGUCACUACAAAAAUGACUACCGAACAUGCCUAUCUAAAUGUUGCUGUUCGCGGUGAUCUAUCCAGCCUUAAUUGGUAUGAAUCUCAACAUAAAUUUUGGCGACAAUUGCCCGAAACAUUACAAAAAUCAAAGGGCGAUCUAUACACCGUAUAUUAUGCACCAUUAAAUUUCCGUGAUGUAAUGUUGGCAACAGGAAAACUACCACCAGAUGCUUUACCUGGUGAUCUUGCCCUACAAGAUUGUAUACUUGGUCUAGAAUUUGCUGGUCGUGAUCAACAAGGUAAACGUGUUAUGGGUAUGGUACCAGCAAAAGGUUUAGCUACAUCAGUGUUAAUACAAGAUCAAGAUUUUGUUUGGCCAAUUCCGGAUAAUUGGACUAUGGAACAAGCAUCAACUGUACCGGUCGUUUAUAGUACUGCUUUUUAUGCAUUGAUUGUACGGGGUGAAUUGGAACCUGGAGAAAUUGUUCUGAUUCAUUCGGGUAGUGGUGGUGUUGGUCAAGCUGCAAUAGCUAUUUGUCUUAGUAUGGGUUGUACAGUUUUUACAACUGUUGGUUCGAACGAAAAACGUGAAUAUUUGAAACAAAGAUUUCCACAAUUAACUGAUCGAAAUAUAGCCAAUUCGAGAGAUACAUCAUUCGAACAGCACAUUCUUCGUCAAACAAAUGGUUACGGUGUAGAUUUGGUUUUGAAUUCAUUGGCCGAAGAAAAACUUGAAGCAAGUGUUCGAUGUGUUGCACAACAUGGCCGUUUCUUGGAGAUUGGUAAAUAUGAUCUUUCACAAAAUAAUCCAUUGGGUAUGGCUGCAUUUUUGAAAAAUAUUGCUUUUCAUGGAAUUCUAUUGGAUGCUUUAAUGGAUCGUGAUAGUCCAUCACCAUUGGUUGAAGCACAUAGAAAAAUGGUAUCGAAAUUAGUUCAUGAUGGAAUAGCUACCGGUGUUGUUCAACCACUGAAAUCAAAUUCAUUUGAAAUGGAUAAAACAGAACAGGCAUUCCGUUUUAUGGCUACUGGUAAACAUAUUGGAAAAGUUGUCAUCAAAAUUCGACAGGAAGAAAAUUCGAAAACAAUUCGUCCGACUGUACAACCAGUAAUGGCUAUUGCUCGUACAGUACUUCAUGAAACAAAAAGUUAUAUCAUUACUGGUGGUCUUGGUGGUUUUGGUUUGGAAUUAGCUCGUUGGCUAAUUGAACGUGGUGCACGAAAGUUAGUACUUGUUUCAAGAAAUGGUGUUCAACAACAAUAUCAACAUUAUUGUCUUGAACAAUUUGAAUUAUCUGGCGUUCGUGUUCAUAUUUCACAAGCAAACAUUCUAACCGUUGAUGGUGUAAAUCAAUUGUUUAAGGAAGCAUCAUCAAUGGCUCCUGUUGGUGGUGUUUUUCAUUUGGCAAUGGUUCUCAGUGAUGGUUUCAUCGAAAAUCAAACUGCCGAAUCAUUUGAAAAAGUUUGUGCGGCUAAAGUUCGUGGUACACAAAAUUUGGAUGUUAUCAGUCGAAAAGUAUGUCCAGAUUUGGAUUAUUUUGUUACCUUUUCAUCGAUCAGUUGUGGUCGUGGUAAUGCUGGUCAAUCUAAUUAUGGUUUUGCUAAUUCAUCAAUGGAACGUGUUUGUGAACUUCGUCGUGCUGCUGGACUUCAUGGUCUUGCUAUUCAAUGGGGUGCAAUCGGUGAUGUAGGUGUUGUUUCCGAACAAAUGGGUGGUAAUAAUGUUGUAAUUGGUGGUACGAUGCCACAACGUAUACCAUCAUGUUUGGCAGUUUUGGAUCGUUUCUUACAAAUGAACGAUGCUGUCUAUUGUUCACAUGUUCGUGCAAAACGUAACAAUGAAAAAUCUGCUUCAUCAUCUGCUGGAAGUGGACAAGAUUUGUUGAAAACGAUUUCAAAUAUUCUUGGCAUUAAACAGAUGGAUAAUCUUGCACCGAAUACAUCGUUAGCCGAAUUAGGUAUGGAUUCAUUAAUGGCUGUUGAAGUGAAACAAUUUCUCGAAAGAAAUUAUGAAGUAAUACUUUCGGUUCAAGAAUUACGAUCAUUAACUGUAAAAAAUCUAAUGGAAAUUGGUGGUCUAAAUCAAGCAACCGAUUCGCAAGCCAAAAAUUCCAAAAAUACAACAUCCUCAACAGCUAUGACAUUAUCGAUACCUGUUUUGAAAUUACCCACGGAAAAAUAUAUAAAAUUAAACAAUAAUGGUAAAGGUCUACCGAUUUUCUUUUUACCACCUAUUGAAGGAAAUUUCGAAUUGCUCAAACAAUUGGCUCAAAAAUGUUCGAAUCCAGUAUUUGGCCUAAAUUGGACUGCUGAACUUCGUAAUUUUCAUUCAAUUGAACAAGCAAGUAAUUAUUUUGUUCGAUUGACAACGGAAAUAGUUGAUGAUGGAUCGACCAUCAAUAUUGUUGGUUAUUCAUUCGGAACAAUCAUUGCAUUCGAUAUGGCGCUCCAAUUGCAAUCAAAUCAAACAAAUGUAUCGUUGAUCUUGUUGGAUGGAUCACCAAUUAAUAUGGGUUCAUUUAUACAUUUAUAUCGUGAACGAAUUUAUAAUGUUAAUAAUGAUGAACAUUCGAAAGAAACAGAAUCAUUGAUUUUCUUUCUUAGUCAACUAACUCGUAUUGAUUUGGAUCAACUACGACAACAGCUAAUAGCUAUGAAAGAUAAACAACAACAAUUACGUAAAGUUGCAGAAAUUCUUGUUGAAAAAGGUUUGAUUCAAUCGGCGGAUAUAUCCGAUACAAUGGUAGCAAUUGAAACUUUUACCUUAAAAUUAAUGAUGUUGGCAGAAUAUAAACCGGAACAAAAAUUCGUUGGCAACAUUACGUUGAUACGCGCUGAAGAAUCACUAGUUAAAAGUGGUGAACAAGAUGAAGAUUAUGGUUGUUCAAAGAUUGUAACGGGUAAAUGUGAAUGUCAUAAAUUACCUGGUAAUCAUCAGACAUUCAUCACCGAUAAUGUGGAUCAAAUUUCCGAAUUAAUUCAACAAAAAUUAAUUUAAAUUUUUUUUUACUUGAUUAUGCAUAAAUUUUAUUAUUUCAAAAUUCAAUAAUUAUUAGACAAAUA